Molecule: messenger RNA, 1586 nt
Organism: Camelus dromedarius (Arabian camel)
Lineage: Eukaryota; Metazoa; Chordata; Mammalia; Artiodactyla; Camelidae
Gene: PHOX2A
Product: paired like homeobox 2A
Exons: 3
Coding region: 179-1033 (284 amino acids)
Biological process (GO): regulation of transcription by RNA polymerase II
Molecular function (GO): RNA polymerase II transcription regulatory region sequence-specific DNA binding; DNA-binding transcription factor activity, RNA polymerase II-specific
Source: RefSeq, a predicted model, not a curated record
ACUUGCGUUGUACCCGGGCGGAGUACGGCCGCGACGGGGCGGGCGGACUCGCUGGCGCUGACAGCCGGCUUCAGGUCCUUGGCUCCUGGCGCUCCAACCCCCAUUUUGACCCCUACCCGGCCCAGGAACCCGACUCCCACCCGGCCCGACCCGGCCCCCGCCCCCGCCCCCCGGGCCGAUGGACUACUCCUACCUCAAUUCGUACGAUUCGUGCGUGGCGGCCAUGGAGGCGUCCGCCUACGGCGACUUCGGCGCCUGCAGCCAGCCCGGCGGCUUCCAAUACAGCCCCCUGCGGCCCGCCUUCCCCGCGGCCGGGCCUCCCUGCCCCGCGCUCGGCUCCUCCAACUGCGCGCUUGGCGCUCUACGCGACCACCAGCCCGCGCCCUACUCGGCAGUGCCCUACAAGUUCUUCCCGGAGCCAUCGGGCCUGCACGAGAAGCGCAAGCAGCGGCGCAUCCGCACCACGUUCACCAGCGCGCAGCUGAAGGAGCUGGAGCGCGUCUUUGCCGAGACCCACUACCCCGACAUUUACACGCGCGAAGAGCUGGCGCUCAAGAUCGACCUCACUGAGGCUCGCGUGCAGGUCUGGUUCCAGAAUCGCCGGGCCAAGUUCCGAAAACAGGAGCGCGCGGCCAGCGCCAAGGGUGCGGCGGGCGCGGCGGGCGCCAAAAAGGGUGAGGCGCGCUGCUCGUCCGAGGAUGACGACUCCAAAGAGUCCACGUGCAGCCCCACGCCCGACAGCACCGCGUCGCUGCCGCCACCGCCCGCGCCCGGCCUGGCCAGCCCGCGCCUGAGCCCCAGCCCGCUGCCCGCCGCCCUGGGCUCUGGGCCCGGACCCGGGCCAGGGCCACAGCCGCUCAAGGGCCCGUUGUGGGCUGGCGUGGCGGGCGGUGGGGGCGGCGGGCCGGGCGCGGGCGCUGCGGAGCUGCUUAAGGCCUGGCAGCCGGCGGAACCCGGGCCCGGCCCCUUCUCAGGGGUUCUGUCCUCCUUUCACCGGAAACCUGGUCCCGCCCUGAAGACCAAUCUCUUCUAGCCGCCGGCCUCUGGAGGCUCCGGGCCUGCGGCCAGAGACGCCCCUGCCCCUCCAGGACCUGAGAGACCCUCCCCAUCCCGGCCGCCUGCCUGAUGUCUCCCUCUGUCCAGUUUCCCCACCGAGUCUGACCCCUACAUGUGCCCUCCCCACCUUUAGAGACCAAGGCAGGGUCACUCUCGUCCUCACCCAUUCCCACACAGAAGAGCGGGCUACUUUUACUUUUCACUGGGACGCCCUCCAGCAGAGCCCGAGCACCUUCUAGCUUGGCUUUCUUUGGAACCGGGAUCAAAUAACACCUGUCCCUACCACAGUGGGCAAACGUGAGGAGCCUCAAGGAGAAACAGCCCGGCUUCCUCCCCAGCUCUGCAGCUGGUUGAGUCACUCCUCACCUUGGUGACCAGCCCACUUGGGCCCCACCCCUCGGGCCCACCGGCCCUGAUACCGCCCCUGCAAAGGCUGGCCGUCAUUGGGAUAAUGAGCGGCCUGAAGAGUCCCGCUGCCAACUUGAACCUCGUCCCCUCGCAUCCCCAGCCAGUCUGGCACAAAGGGUAGG